This is a messenger RNA of Oppiella nova, 366 nucleotides long. The record is from the annotation of a GenBank genome assembly. NCBI's taxonomy places the organism in Eukaryota, Metazoa, Arthropoda, Arachnida, Sarcoptiformes, Oppiidae.
AUGGACAGUUACCAACUCGACGGCAAACUCCAGGCAUCCAGUGAUUGUGCGCCCUAUCAGUACAAAGAGAUUUACGGACAACUCGUGCCUAUAGUUCCCUGCGGUAUAGUUGGUAACACUUUCUUCAACGACUCGUUCAGAAUAUGGCGACACGACCUCAUCAGUGAUUUGGCACAAGAAGUGCCGCUACUGUUCACUGGAAUUAGUUGGCCCUCUGAUCAGAAUAUGUUUCACAAUCCAAUCGGUGUGCCAUUAGAGGUGGUGUACUCCAACUUUACAAAUCCUCCCAAUUGGAGACACCGACACAUCUGGCAAUUAGAUCCCAAAAACCCCAAUAAUAACGGCUUAAGAAACGAGGCGCUGAUU